Molecule: messenger RNA, 2826 nt
Organism: Phyllostomus hastatus (greater spear-nosed bat)
Lineage: Eukaryota; Metazoa; Chordata; Mammalia; Chiroptera; Phyllostomidae
Gene: SETD3
Product: SET domain containing 3, actin histidine methyltransferase
Exons: 13
Coding region: 166-1959 (597 amino acids)
Biological process (GO): peptidyl-lysine monomethylation; peptidyl-lysine dimethylation; peptidyl-lysine trimethylation
Molecular function (GO): protein-L-histidine N-tele-methyltransferase activity; transcription coactivator activity; histone H3K4 methyltransferase activity
Source: RefSeq, a predicted model, not a curated record
GGUUGGGCCGCGGCGGCGGGGCCGUCUCAGGCCGCCGACCCGCCCCUCCCGUCCGGCCGCUACCGCCGCCGCCGCCGCCUGGGGCUUGGUUGAGGCGGACGGUGGGUCUGGGCCGGAGUGUGGCACCAGUGCCGCUGCGCGGAGGGGUAAGAGGGCAGUCAGAAAAUGGGUAAGAAGAGUCGAGUGAAAACACAGAAAUCAGGAACUGGUGCUACAGCAAGCGUGUCGCCGAAGGAAACCUUGAACCUGACGAGUGAGCUCCUGCAGAAAUGCAGCAGUCCUGCCCCCGGCCCGGGGAAGGAGUGGGAAGAAUACAUGCAGAUCCGGUCUCUAGUGGAGAAAAUACGGAAGAAACAGAAAGGUCUGUCUGUUACUUUUGAUGGAAAAAGAGAAGAUUACUUUCCUGAUCUAAUGAAAUGGGCCUCUGAAAAUGGAGCUUCGGUGGAGGGCUUUGAAAUGGCUAAUUUCAAGGAAGAGGGCUUCGGUUUGAGAGCGACAAGAGACAUCAAGGCAGAAGAGUUGUUUUUAUGGGUUCCGCGUAAAUUACUGAUGACUGUUGAGUCCGCCAAAAAUUCAGUUUUGGGGCCCCUGUACUCUCAGGACCGCAUCCUCCAGGCCAUGGGGAACAUCACGCUGGCCUUCCACCUGCUGUGCGAGCGGGCCGACCCCGGCUCCUUCUGGCAGCCCUACAUCCAGACGCUCCCCAGCGAGUACGACACCCCGUUGUACUUCGAGGAGGAGGAGGUCCGGUCUCUGCAGUCCACACAGGCCGUGCACGACGUCUUCAGCCAGUACAAGAACACGGCCCGGCAGUACGCCUACUUCUACAAGGUCAUCCAGACCCACCCUCAUGCCAACAAACUGCCCUUGAAGGAUUCUUUCACGUACGAGGACUACAGGUGGGCAGUCUCUUCUGUGAUGACACGGCAGAACCAGAUUCCCACGGAGGACGGCUCCCGGGUGACCCUGGCGCUGAUUCCCUUGUGGGACAUGUGCAACCACACCAACGGCCUGAUCACCACAGGGUACAACCUGGAGGACGACCGCUGCGAGUGCGUGGCUCUGCAGGACUUCCGGGCGGGAGAGCAGAUUUACAUUUUUUAUGGCACUCGGUCAAAUGCAGAGUUUGUGAUCCACAGUGGUUUUUUCUUUGACAAUAAUUCACACGACAGAGUGAAAAUAAAGCUUGGAGUGAGUAAAAGCGACAGGCUCUACGCGAUGAAGGCCGAGGUCUUGGCUCGCGCUGGCAUCCCCACUUCCAGCGUGUUCGCCCUGCACUUCACGGAGCCGCCCGUCUCUGCGCAGCUGCUGGCUUUCCUCCGCGUGUUCUGCAUGACCGAAGACGAACUGAAGGAGCACUUGCUGGGAGACAGCGCCAUCGACAGGGUCUUCACCCUGGGCAACGCCGCGUACCCCGUGAGCUGGGACAACGAGGUCCGGCUGUGGGCGUUUCUGGAGGAUCGCGCCUCGCUGCUUCUGAAGACGUACAAGACGACUAGCGAGGAAGACAGGUCCAUCUUGAAAAACCAGGACCUUUCUGUUCGUGCAAGAAUGGCCAUCAAGUUGCGCUUGGGUGAAAAAGAGAUUUUGGAAAAAGCGGUGGAGAGUGCGGCCGCGAACCGGGAGUACUACCGCAAGCAAAUGGAGGCGCGGGCUCCACUGCCCAAGUACGAGGAGAGUAGCCCGGGGCUGCUGGAGGGCGACGGGGCGGACUCGAGGCUGCCCCUGGUCCUGCGGAGCCUGGGGGAGGGGGCCGGCGGGCAGGGGGCCCUCCCCCUCUCGGAGGCCGGCGGCUGCGCAAAGGCUGCAGAGAACGGGCUAGUCAAUGGCCAGAACUCGAUCCCCAAUGGGACCAGGUUAGAAGAGGAAAGUGUAGAUGAAGAGGAAAGGAAAAGAGCAACUGAAGAUGCCAAAGAACCUCCCUCGGAGAGCGCGGGGGCGGCCCCGGCGCGGCUCUGAGGGGGCCGGCGGCCGCGGGCCCAGGCAGCACGCCCGCGAGAGCGUCCCCUUCCGUCGCUGUGGUUCCUUAUUUCACGUUCGGGGUUUUUUUUUUUCUGCAGAGAGGAAAGUGUUUUUGCUGCUUUAUAUAAAAAUAAUUUUUUAAGUUAUUUAAAAAUUCUAGCUUCCCUUUUUUGAUUAAGAUUGCCAUCUUGCUUUGAGGCAAAGCGAGCACGUCAUCGAACCGUGACAGCAGAAGCGGGGAGAGGUGCCUCGGAAGGCUUUGCAGCCCCGCUGUGGGCAGAGCGCUUUCUUCCCGGGGAAGAGUGGGGCUCCUCUCCCAGCUGUGCUUUUGUGGGCCUGUCACUGUGACAGCCCGAGCGGACGCCCCUCCGCCUCCUGCCCGCGGGGGGCGGGGCGCAGUCCCACCGUCGAGAGCGAGCAGGGGGUGUGGGAGCUUGUCUGGGCAGGAUCUUUUUCCCCCCCCUAAAAAAUAGAGCCCAAAUAAAAGGUAAGGUGGCAACCUUAUUUUUAAUAGUUUUAAAUGUUGAUGAUAAUCCUAAUGAUAUAAAUACACACACACCCCUAGUGACUUCUGAAGACUUGUUUACUUUUUGUGUUGUUUUACUGUAUUAAGAACUGGUCUCUUCUCCUUGAAUCAAAGUAGGACAGGCAUCAUCUUUCUAGGGUCCAGAGUCGGCUCUGACUUUAAAGUGGCGCGCGUGGUCUCCACGCGGGUGGCGGAGAGCGUGCGGACUCGGCGGCCGCUGCUCUCCGCCGCUGGGCUCGGAGCGGGGGCUCCCGGGCCCUUCCGGUUUUCUCAAGCUAGAGAUUUUCAAAGCUACACUUUUGAGAAAAAGCCUUAUUAAAAGGAAACCAUGAUUAAUA